AUGAAUGCAUCGCAUGUCAGAUUGGCUGAUGACUAUGAAUUUUCCUGUGGUGAGACUUAUUCUGAUGGAAUAAUUACUCCAUGCAACCUACCUGGAAAACUUCGUACGCACAUUGUUAAGUCAAGAUUUGUCGGUCUUUUAGCGAAAGUGGACACAUCGGAGGGAAAUGGCACGGAGAACUGGGCUGGGAGAGGGAUAGAAGAAUACCUGGAGAACAAAUUAGGCAGCUAUGUUCAUAAGUGUGGCACAGUGAGAGAUAUUGUUUCACCCAAAUUUGGACAAUUAGUGCACAAGUAUUUGUCACAGAUCUUUCAGAAGAAAUCACUGUUCGACAUGAUGGAUUUUGAAAUGAUUCUACGAUAUGACUGCUGGAUAGGGGAUGAAAAUUGUGAUUUUUGGUUGGACUGAUUUUAUGAAUGUUGUGAAGUAAAUAAUUUAAAAUUACUAGUAUUUACAUACAUAGAUCCUGUAAUUUCUAAUUC
Messenger RNA from Folsomia candida, 482 nucleotides. RefSeq lists its product as uncharacterized. Bases 1 to 408 code for a protein of 135 amino acids. Lineage: Eukaryota; Metazoa; Arthropoda; Collembola; Entomobryomorpha; Isotomidae. The transcript has 4 exons. The record is from RefSeq and is a predicted model, not a curated record.